Messenger RNA from Acytostelium subglobosum LB1, 237 nucleotides. RefSeq lists its product as hypothetical. The transcript has a single exon. Lineage: Eukaryota; Evosea; Eumycetozoa; Acytosteliales; Acytosteliaceae. The record is from RefSeq and is a predicted model, not a curated record. The coding region runs from base 1 to 237 and encodes 78 amino acids.
AUGUCAAUUGGGACCUUGGUGAGGGGCUCUCCAGACUCGGAUGUUGUCGGUGUGACUGGGGGCUCUGGUGAUGUGGUCACUGGGGCGGUAGAGGUAGAGGUAGAGCCAGUGGUGCUAAUGGUCGAUGGGGUCGUGGUUGAGCUGGUGGUCGAUGAUGUUGUGACCUGGCCGGUGGUAGAGGUCGUGGCAGUGCCUGGGGCGGGAGUGGCUGUGGUGUUGGACACCGAUGUGACCUGA